AUGUUGGCUGUCUGCGCCGACGCGGCGGCCGGAUCCCGGGGACUCCCCGCGCCGGGAAUCUCCCGCCAGCUGCGCACUGCGUCCCGGCGACGGCAGGAGCACGUGGAGCGGCCGGGUAGCCAGAGCGCAACUCCAGCCCAGCCCGGCGGCGAGAUGGAAGAUAUAAAACCAAAUGUGGAACUGAAAAGCACUCAGGAACAGUCUGUGCCCACAGAAGGUCCAGUGAUUUUGAAUGACUACGAUUUAACCAAACCACAUGAAACAGAAAAUGUGGACAGUGCAGAAGGCCCAACCAAUGAAGAUGAAGAUCUAGGAGAUGAUUCGAUGAAUGUGAAAGAUGAAUACAGUGAAAGGGAUGAAAAUAUUUUAAAGCCAGAGCCCAUGGGAAAUGCGGAAGAGCCUGAAAUUCCAUACAGCUAUUCAAGAGAAUAUAAUGAAUAUGAAAACAUUAAGUUGGAAAGACAUGUCUCGUAUGAUAGUAACAGGCCAACCAGUGGCAAGAUGAACUGCGAUGUGUGUGGAUUAUCCUGCAUUAGCUUCAAUGUCUUAAUGGUUCAUAAGCGGAGCCAUACUGGUGAACGCCCAUUCCAGUGUAAUCAGUGUGGGGCAUCUUUUACUCAGAAAGGUAACCUCCUCCGCCACAUUAAACUGCACACAGGGGAAAAACCUUUUAAGUGUCACCUCUGCAACUAUGCAUGCCAGAGAAGAGACGCACUCACAGGUCACCUUAGGACACAUUCUGUUGAGAAACCCUAUAAAUGUGAGUUUUGUGGAAGGAGUUACAAGCAGAGAAGUUCCCUCGAGGAGCACAAGGAGCGCUGCCGUACAUUUCUCCAGAGCACGGACCUGGGUGAGACUGCAAGUGCGGAGGCAAGACACAUCAAAGCAGAGAUGGGAAGUGAAAGAGCUCUCGUUCUGGACAGAUUAGCAAGCAAUGUGGCAAAACGAAAAAGCUCAAUGCCUCAGAAAUUCAUUGGUGAGAAGCGCCACUGCUUUGACAUCAACUAUAAUCCCAGCUAUAUGUACGAGAAAGAGAGUGAGAUAAUACAGACCCGGAUGAUGGACCAAGCCAUCAAUAAUGCCAUCAGCUAUCUUGGUGCCGAAGCCCUGCGCCCCUUGGUCCAGACCCCACCUGCUCCCACCUCAGAGAUGGUUCCAGUUAUCAGCAGCAUGUAUCCCAUAGCCCUCACCCGUGCUGAGAUGCCGAAUGGUGCCGCCCAGGACCUAGAAAAGAAGAAUAUCCACCUGCCAGAGAAGAGCCUGCCUUCUGAAAGAGGCCUCUCCCCCAACAAUAGUGGCCAUGACUCCACGGACACUGAUAGCAACCAUGAAGAACGCCAGAAUCACAUCUACCAGCAAAAUCACAUGGUCCCCCCUAGGGCCCGCAAUGGGAUGCCACUUCUGAAGGAGGUCCCCCGCUCUUAUGAACUCCUCAAGCCCCCACCCAUCUGUCCAAGAGACUCCAUCAAAGUGAUCAACAAAGAAGGGGAGGUGAUGGAUGUGUAUCGGUGUGACCACUGUCGAGUCCUCUUCCUGGAUUAUGUGAUGUUCACUAUUCACAUGGGUUGCCACGGCUUUCGUGACCCUUUUGAGUGUAACAUGUGUGGGUAUCGAAGCCAUGAUCGGUAUGAGUUCUCGUCUCACAUAGCCAGAGGGGAGCACAGAGCCACGCUGAAGUGA
This is a messenger RNA of Neomonachus schauinslandi (Hawaiian monk seal), 1680 nucleotides long. It is a transcript of the gene IKZF3, whose product is annotated as IKAROS family zinc finger 3. The transcript has 9 exons. Gene Ontology annotation, biological process: regulation of transcription by RNA polymerase II. The record is from RefSeq and is a predicted model, not a curated record. Bases 1 to 1680 code for a protein of 559 amino acids. Gene Ontology annotation, molecular function: RNA polymerase II cis-regulatory region sequence-specific DNA binding; DNA-binding transcription factor activity. Lineage: Eukaryota; Metazoa; Chordata; Mammalia; Carnivora; Phocidae.